UCAAAAAGAAGAUCUCAGGGACUAUCACUGGAUGCUAUUUAUCACUGCCUGAACAGGACCAUCUUGUAUCAGUUCUCAAGGGCGCACAAAACUGUUCCUCAGCAAGUGGCUCUCCUUGAUUCCCUAAGGGUCCUUACUGUGAACAGAAACUUAAUUUUGGGACCUGGAAAUCACGAUCAAGAGUUCAUCAGUUGCCUAGCUCACUGCUUGAUAAAUCUGCAUGUGGGAAGCAAUGUUGAUGGGUUUGGAUUGGAAGCAGAAGCCAGGAUGACAACUUGGCACAUUAUGAUCCCCUCUGAUAUAGAACCAGAUGGAGUCUACAAUCAAGACGUCAGCGAAGGUCGCCAGCUUCUUUUAAAAGCCAUAAACAGAGUGUGGACAGAGCUGAUCCAUAGUAAAAAACAGGUUUUAGAAGAAGUUUUCAAAGUGACACUACCUGUCAAUGACCGUGGCCAAGUGGAUAUAACUGUUGCAAGACCUUUUAUUGAGGAAGCAAGUUUAAAGUGCUGGCAAAAUCAUUUGGCUCAUGAAAAGAAAUGCAUUAGUAGAGGGGAAGCUUUGGUUCCAACCACACAGUCCAAGCUUUCACGAGUUAGCAGUGGGUUCGGCCUCUCUAAACUAACCGGUUCCAGGAGAAACCGUAAGGAGAGUGGUCUCAAUAAACACAACCUUUCUACACAGGAAAUUUGCCAGUGGAUGUUUACUCACAUUGCAGUCGUUCGGGAUCUGGUUGAUAUGCAGUAUAAGGAAUAUCAGGAGCGUCAGCAGAAUGCAUUAAAAUAUGUGACAGAAGAGUGGUCUCAAAUUGAGUAUGAGUUACUACGAGAGCGAGGUUUAUGGGGUCCCCCCAUUGGCUCCCAUCUUGACAAGUGGAUGUUGGAGAUGACUGAGGGUCCCUGCAGAAUGAGGAAGAAGAUGGUGCGAAAUGACAUGUUUUAUAUUCAAUAUCCCUACAUGCCUGAAGCUGAGCAAGAAACAAACUUGCUGUCUGAGGUCUCAAGUAGGCUUCCUGAGACAUCUGAUGAUACCAUUCCUCAAAAGAAACCUGCUCGUUACCGAAGAGCUAUAAGUUACGACAGUAAGGAGUACUACAUGCGCCUGGCUUCUGGAAACCCUGCGGUCUUUCAGGAUGCUAUAGAAGAGAAUACAGUGGGUGAAACAACUCAGCAGGAGCCAGAACAUGGGGAGGACACUAUUGCAAGAGUCAAAGGCCUGGUGAAGCCUCCCUUGAAACGAUCUCGCUCUGCUCCUGAUGGAGGAGAUGAUGAGAACCAGGACCAAUCGCAGGAUCAGAUUGUUGAGGGGAGUUCGAUUGAUGAAGAGGAGAAGACUGACAAUACAACUCUACUUCGACUUCUUGAAGAAGGAGAGAAGAUUCAGCAUAUGUACCGCUGUGCUCGGGUUCAGGGCCUUGACACCAGCGAAGGACUGCUUCUCUUUGGGAAAGAGCACUUCUAUGUCAUUGAUGGAUUUACCAUGACAGCCACCAGAGAAAUACGGGAUAUUGAGACACUGCCUCCAAAGAUGCAUGAGCCAAUCAUACCUAGGGGAGCACGACAAGGUCCAAGUCAGCUCAAAAGAACAUGCAGCAUUUUUGCAUAUGAAGAUAUCAAAGAAGUACAUAAAAGGAGAUACCUUUUGCAGCCAAUUGCAAUUGAAGUUUUCUCAGGAGAUGGACGGAACUAUCUUCUAGCUUUCCAAAAAGGGAUUAGAAACAAAGUUUAUCAGAGGUUUUUGGCUGUGGUGCCAUCUCUAACUGACAGUUCGGAGUCAGUGUCUGGGCAAAGACCAAACACCAGCGUAGAGCAAGGGUCUGGCUUGCUUAGCACUUUAGUGGGAGAAAAAUCUGUUACUCAAAGAUGGGAAAGAGGAGAAAUCAGUAACUUCCAGUACCUGAUGCACUUAAACACUCUGGCGGGCAGAUCCUAUAAUGAUCUCAUGCAGUACCCUGUCUUUCCCUGGAUCCUUGCAGACUAUGAUUCAGAGGAACUGGAUCUUACAAAUCCUAAGACAUUCAGAAACCUGGCCAAGCCCAUGGGUGCUCAAACAGAAGACAGGUUAGCCCAGUACAAGAAGCGAUACAAAGACUGGGAAGAUCCCAAUGGGGAAACUCCAGCUUAUCACUAUGGGACCCACUAUUCAUCGGCCAUGAUAGUGGCUUCCUAUCUUGUUCGGAUGGAGCCUUUUACUCAGAUUUUCUUACGGUUACAGGGUGGGCACUUUGACCUGGCUGACCGAAUGUUUCACAGCGUACGCGAGGCUUGGUAUUCAGCAUCAAAGCACAACAUGGCAGACGUGAAGGAGCUCAUCCCAGAGUUCUUCUACCUCCCUGAGUUCCUGCUCAAUUCCAACAAUUUUGACCUAGGUUGCAAACAAAAUGGCACUAAACUUGGUGAUGUCAUACUCCCCCCAUGGGCAAAAGGAGAUCCUCGUGAAUUUAUCAGAGUUCACCGGGAGGCUCUGGAAUGUGACUUUGUGAGCGCACAUCUGCAUGAGUGGAUUGACUUGAUCUUUGGCUAUAAACAGCAAGGUCCUGCUGCAGUAGAAGCUGUAAAUGUCUUUCACCAUCUCUUCUAUGAGGGGCAAGUGGACAUAUAUAACAUCAAUGAUCCAUUAAAAGAGACAGCUACCAUAGGAUUCAUUAAUAACUUUGGACAGAUACCAAAGCAGCUGUUUAAAAAACCCCACCCACCAAAGCGUGUUAGAAGCCGACUGAAUGGAGAGGCUGUGGGAACCUCUGUGCCCCCUGGUUCUACAAGUGACAAGAUUUUUUUCCAUCAUUUGGACAACCUGCGACCAUCUCUUGCCCCAGUGAAAGAGCUCAAGGAGCCUGUAGGACAGAUCGUGUGUACUGAUAAAGGCAUUCUGGCAGUAGAACAGAAUAAGGUUCUCAUCCCACCCACAUGGAAUAAAACUUUUGCUUGGGGCUAUGCAGACCUCAGCUGUAGACUGGGUACCUACGAGUCUGACAAGGCAGUAAUUGUUUAUGAAUGUCUGUCAGAAUGGGGUCAGAUCCUGUGUGCCAUUUGCCCCAACCCCAAACUAGUUAUCACUGGAGGAACAAGCACAGCGGUGUGUGUGUGGGAAAUUGGCAUCUCCAAAGAAAAAGCUAAAGCCCUCACACUGAAACAGGCGUUACUGGGUCAUACUGACACUGUCACAUGCUUAACAGCAUCACUAGCUUAUCACAUAAUUGUGAGUGGAUCACGGGAUCGCACCUGCAUCAUCUGGGACUUGAAUAAACUCUCUUUUCUAACACAGCUUCGAGGUCACAGGGCUCCAGUUUCAGCACUCUGUAUAAAUGAAUUAACGGGGGAUAUUGUGUCAUGUGCUGGCACUUACAUCCAUGUAUGGAGCAUUAAUGGCAGCCCUACUGCAAGUGUAAACACUUUCACUGGCCGAAGCCAGCAGAUAAUGUGUUGCUUUGUGUCAGAGAUGAAUGAGUGGGACACCCAGAAUGUCAUAGUAACGGGACAUUCGGACGGAGUUGUUCGGUUCUGGCGGAUGGAGUUUUUGCAAGUACCAGAAACACCAGCUCCAGAGCCUGUGGAGAUGCUGGAAAUGCAAGAGGAUUGUCAGGAAGCACAAAUAGGGCAGGAAGCCCACGAAGAGGACAGCAGUGACUCCGAGGCAGAUGAUCCAUGCAUAGGCCAGGACACAAAACUGCAGGAGAGCCAGAGUCAACCAAGCAGCACCAGCCACAGGCCUAGGUCAUCAUCAAACAGGGCAGCAGCAGCAUGGUCAGCAGACAGCGGCUCUGAUGACUCCAGGCGCUGGUCAGACCAGCUCAGCUUGGAUGAGAAAGAUGGCUUUAUCUUUGUGAAUUAUUCUGAGGGACAAGCAAAAAUGCAUCCCCAUGCUCAGGUUAACCACCCGCACCCCGGCUAUGCUGAAGCACGGCACUACAGCAAGCUGAAACCAGGAUACAGAUGGGAGCGUCAGUUGGUGUUCAGAAGCAAACUAACUAUGCACACAGCAUUCGAUCGCAAAGACAACGCACAUCCAGCAGAAAUCACGGCGCUCGGCAUCUCUAAGGAUCACAGCAGAAUCCUUAUUGGGGAUGGCCGAGGCAGAGUGUUCAGCUGGUCUGUAAGCGAUCAGCCUGGCCGAUCUGCAGCUGAUCACUGGGUGAAGGACGAGGGGGGAGACAGCUGUUCAGGCUGCGCAGUCCGUUUUUCACUCACUGAGAGGCGUCACCAUUGCAGGAACUGUGGACAGCUCUUCUGCCAGAAGUGCAGUAGGUUUCAGUCUGAAAUCAAGCGUCUGAAGAUUUCAUCCCCAGUCAGAGUCUGCCAGAACUGCUUCUACAACCUGCAGCAUGAGCGGGGUUCAGAGGAGGGGUCCAGAAAUUGAUGGGGUCUUGGCAAAUGGAGAACCCAUCCAGCCCCACCAUUGCUCCAAGGACUAGUGAGAACAUUGUGCAGUGAUCAGAAGGGAUUAGAAUAUUGUCUGUUUACACUUAAGUUUAUACUGAGUUUUAAGCACUAAGAGUAAAAAGGGAUCAUUGGAUUGAUUUGUUUGAAUCCAAAUUAGAGAAGGUAAAUGAGGCUAACAGCAUAAUUAAGUGAAAAGCAAGGCCCAGGAAGACAUGAUUAACAACCACACAUCCAAUAGAACUGUCAACCCCUAAACCUAUGUUGACAUGGCUAUUGAAAAAAUCCUCACUUAUCUUAAAAACUCGUUCUUGUCUUGUUUUUGUAGAGCUAGUCAUCUUUAUCGGGGGGAGGGGGAGGGGAAGGCUUUUUAGAAGAUAGUUGUAAAUCUGCCUUCUUCACAAGCAACUGUGUAUAUUGUAAAUAGGUAUAAUGGCCUUUUUAUCUAAAUAUGAACUUAACUGCCUGUUACAUGGGACUUCAGAUUAACCACUAUACUUUGUGUGGCAUCUUUAUCUCAUCUAUCAAUUUAAAUACAAAUGUUUAAAAAGAAAAAAAAAAAAAAAACAAAAACAAAAACCAGAAAACUCGAAGGCAUUAUGCGUAUUUCUGUUAAAAAUCCAGUCUGUGCAUGUUUGUUCUUUCAGUUGCCCACAGUAUCUUAAUUUAAGUAAGGCUAUUCAUAGAAUUACAUGGCUUUUUUCAAAAGAAAACAUUUUUGAGAAUAGGACUUGGAGUAUUUUAUUCUAGCUGUAAGAUAACCAGGACCUAAAUUGUACACUUGUGUUGCAUUUUAUACCAAACUAAUUACCACCUCAGUGUUGUUCAUAUUUAAUAAGGCCUCUUUUAUACAUAUGUCAGAGCUGCAGUUUUGUUAAUUACUUAAUGUUCAUUAGCAGCUGAUUCAUGCCGUGCAAGAACCAGCUUUUACCUUCUUUAGUCAAUAGCGAUUAGCUUGCAUAUAGGUACAGAAUGAAUUCCUUGUGCAUAAAAUUUAACCGCUGUUGUCCUGUAGCUUGGUUUGCAAAAAACCUUUUGGAUCAAUAGGCAUUGCUCUAAAACAGGGUGAUUUUAGU
Molecule: messenger RNA, 5449 nt
Organism: Antrostomus carolinensis (chuck-will's-widow)
Lineage: Eukaryota; Metazoa; Chordata; Aves; Caprimulgiformes; Caprimulgidae
Product: WD repeat and FYVE domain-containing protein 3-like
Exons: 30
Biological process (GO): aggrephagy
Molecular function (GO): protein binding; metal ion binding
Source: RefSeq, a predicted model, not a curated record